UGAACCAAAUCAUUGAACGCAUUUCAUAUUAUUUACAGAGUUUGGUUGUUGGUUAAUUUUUUUUGAAAAUUACAAAUUGUGCAGUGACCGAGCCAUAAGACCAUCUUUGAUUGUAGAUAUAAUCAGGAUGGUCAGCUUUUUUAAGACUCUAGUUAUUUAAAUCCUUUGACAUAAUAAAGGUUUGUCAUUAUGGCCAAUUUGGACGAUGACGACAACUUUGUGGCGUUUGGAACUGCGUUAGAACCAAUUGAAGAAGAGGAAGUAGCCCGCAAGAAGCCAAUUACUGUUGCUGAUCAGAUUGCCACAGAUGAGAAUGGACGACGUCGCUUUCACGGAGCCUUCACUGGCGGAUUUUCUGCCGGCUAUUACAAUACGGUCGGCUCCAAAGAGGGAUGGACACCAUCCACGUUCAAGUCGUCACGGUCGGAAAGGUUCUCAAAAAGCGGACAGAAUGUCACAGAUUUCAUGGACGAUGAGGAUAUGGGUGCCUUUGGAAUUGCUCCCCAAGUUUUGCGGCCAACUGAUGAAUUUUCUAUUUCUGAGACGCAAGCUAGUAGCAGAAAACGAACAAAGCCUAAGCAGUCGGAUGGCUCGAUUCCUGGAAUGCCGGUGUUACAUCAAAUUAUUGAACCAGCAAAGGAAACGGUUGGUAUCAAAAUCUUGGUGAAAAUGGGUUGGAGACCGGGGCAGGGUGUUGGACCGAGGGUGUUGCGAAAAAAGGACAAGGAGUCAAAACAAUCACGCAAGACAAUGGAUAAAAAAGACGAUGAAAUUGACAAGCCAACCAUUGUAGAUGAUGAUAUGGAUAUUGAGAAAUUGUCCAACCAAAAAGUAUACGGGUGCCAACUACCUGCUGAAUUAUCAGCCAAAAAGAAUGAUGAUGAAGAAUCGUCGGACGAAGACAUUGAUGCGGAUGUCCUGUAUGCACCAGAAGAUGUAGAGUCGCCACUGUGCAAUCCCAAAGAGAACUCGUUUGGACUGGGCUACAAAGGGUUGGAGAGAAUGACUGGACCAACAGGUCAUAUUGAUCUCUUUGGAAAACAACUCAAGUUCCGAGACGUUCCAGGUGGUAGUGGGGACAAGAAGACAGGAAACAAAACAAAUGUCACUGGAGAGGCAUUUGGGAUUGGGGCUUUUGAAGAACCUGAUGAGGACGUCUACACUCGAGAAGACAUGUCCUCGUAUGACUUUGAGCUAGAAACUAUGGAAGAAAGAAAACAUCGGAAAGCGAAGGAAGCGAUUGAGAAACUAACAAAGAAGAGGCAAAAGGACAGUUGCAUUGAUGGUUUCCAUUUUGCUAAAUCAGCCACUACAAAGAAAACGUUUUUCCCUCCUCCCACACUUCCACACGACUUCCAGCCAAUUCAUAAACAACGGAAAUCUAGGUUUGAAAAACCAGUAGAAACCCCAUCCGACCAGAGUACCUCAUCUUUCAUCAAAAAAGGAUUGGGACGUCACGCAUUAAGUGUUCAGGAAAGGCAAGUAUUGUUGGGCGAAACACCACAACCUCGAUCAUCGAACCACGACGAACAACUUGACCCCACAAAAAAGUCGCAAAAUGAUGUCAAUGAAGCCAAUAAGAAAGAUGAAACAGAAUCCGAGAUUCAGGAGCAAGUCGAACGAAUUAAAAAAUUUGUUCAAGUUCUUCAAGCUCAUAGCACUCCUGCUUCCACGACAGGAAACACAGGUGGGGAGACGACCGUCUCGAAACCUGUAUUUCAACCAUUCAUGAAAAAUCCUGAAAAACAAGAACGAUAUGAAAAGUACCUUACACUAGUAGCCGCUGGUUUUCAAGAUAAUCUGAAAGAUCUUCAAUCCACAACAAUGACAGAAUGGGAAAGAGAAAGAGAAAAACAAGAGUUUGAGAAAGCACGCGACAUUUAUAAACCCCUGAGUGGAGUGAUGUCAUCUCGAUUCGUGUCUGCAAAAUCGCACGACAUUUCGCAUUUAGUUCUGGAGAAGGAGACUGUGAUAGAAAAGGACCCCAAAGAAGACCCGAAAGUGGCCGCAAAACUUAAUUUAUUUGGAAAGCUCACACAUUCCGUUGUAGAGUGGCAUCCUGAUAAAGUAUUGUGCAAGCGAUUCAAUAUGAAAGAUCCCUACCCAGAUUCCAAGUUUGUUGGACUCCGUGGUGUUUCAUUGGCAAAAAUGAAUUCAGUCAAGACGAAUAUAUCAGCACAAACUCCCAUUGUUUCUGACGAGAAAGAAGUCACAUCCACACCAGCACAGAAAAAGUCCCUAUUCGAUAAUCUUGACUUUACAAAACCACCACCUAAUUGGUUAUCAGCAGUUGAAACCCAGUCCGAGAAUACUGGUGAUACUUCCGAAUCAGUAAAAGCAAAGUCUUUGGAAUUCCAGUCCAGCAUUGAGGAGAAAGAAAACCUUGUACCUGUUAAAGCACCACCAGAUUUAUUCAAGCAAAUAUUUGCAGACAGUUCCGAGUCGGAAGGGGAUGAAGACGAGGACGACAUUGAGCCGGCUCAAACUACAACUAAUCCCGUAAAUAAUGAGGACAAACGAACACCAUUAGGACAUAAAACGAGGACUCUUGAUGAUAAUGACAAAGACUUGAAAACAAUAACAAAGCUGACUGAGACUGGUCAGAGUGGGGACCGGAAAAUUUUGUAUGAAAAACGUUACAGCAACCGAGGGGAGCAGAACUCGUCUAGUUGUCAGAACCGAGGUGAUGAGGUAACAAAGAGCAGAAGCAAAGGCAUAUUUGAUAAUUUGGACUUGACUCGACUAAGUCACAUGCAUAAUGAUGACAAGAGCGGAGAUGAGCAGAGAGAAAAAUACAAUCAGAUAAAAAAAGAAAAAGAGACCAAGGCAGAAGCUGCAGCAGAAGAAGAGGAUCAAGAUCUCAUUUAUGGCCCAAAGGCUCCCAAUAAGCCAGUCUCUAAUUUCAACUCUACUGCCACCACAAACUCAACAAGGCCACAUUCGUCGUCCACUACGUUAACUAGUCAACUUUCGUCAUUCAAAAAGGUUCCAUUCGAACAUGUAUACAAUCCAAGUGGUAGUGCAGGGAAAGGUUUGCAGGACGAGGAAACGGUUUGGGUAGAAAAGGAAGUCGUUGCAAGUCGGAGUCAUUCCAAGAGCAAAAAGCACUCUUCAAAGAGUAGUAAGAAAAGCAAGGAUAAAAAAGCGAAAAGUAAAGAGAAGCACAAAAAGAAAAACAAGAAACACAAGUCGAAAAAGUCUAAACACAAAAGUUCGAAUGGACGCUUGGACAGUUCUUCUUCAGAUGAAGAGUCGGAUGACUCGUCGUCCUCGAUUGAAAUGCACAGCUCCUUGAACCAAAAAACCCUUCUCGCUCAGUUGAAACAAAUAACUCAUCCAUCAUGAACUUUAAUUAUGCAAGUGUUGGUUGAAAUUGUGUAAUUAAUUAGUUCAGGUAUUUUGUGCCGUACAAGUAUGUGUAAUAUUUUUUAUUUAUAUUGAUACUCAUGUUACAUAUUGUGUUACAACUAAAAACUACUUUAAUCUAAAAUAUGGUAUUAUUAAUAAAAGUAAUUUUUAGAAAACAA
Folsomia candida is the source of this 3527-nucleotide messenger RNA. RefSeq names its product G patch domain-containing protein 1. The transcript has 10 exons. The coding region runs from base 190 to 3345 and encodes 1051 amino acids. The record is from RefSeq and is a predicted model, not a curated record. Gene Ontology annotation, cellular component: nucleus. Gene Ontology annotation, molecular function: RNA binding. NCBI's taxonomy places the organism in Eukaryota, Metazoa, Arthropoda, Collembola, Entomobryomorpha, Isotomidae. Gene Ontology annotation, biological process: mRNA processing.